Erigeron canadensis is the source of this 1251-nucleotide messenger RNA. RefSeq lists its product as uncharacterized. The record is from RefSeq and is a predicted model, not a curated record. The coding region runs from base 1 to 1251 and encodes 416 amino acids. The transcript has a single exon. NCBI's taxonomy places the organism in Eukaryota, Viridiplantae, Streptophyta, Magnoliopsida, Asterales, Asteraceae.
AUGAAGGAUUUGGUAGGAGCUCAGAAAGCUACUAAUGAGAAGAUGGCCUCUCAAUGGGAUGCUAUGACUACCAGAUUGGAUGGUUUGGCUAAUAAGCUUGAGCAGAGCACCAAGAGUACUCAAGCGACUUUCCAGGAUAUAGAAGCUAAGCUCGAAAGGCUAGGAAAUUCGAAUAGGCAGCCCGGUACUCUACCAAGUAAUACUCAACCGAAUCCUAAGCCUCAACAAAACAAUCAAGGAUCGGGAUCGAAGUACAACCCUCCCAAUGCUCGAAAUGAGCAUGUCUAUGCCGUCACAACUCGAUCAGGUAAUACGUAUAAUUCUGCAAAUCAUUUUCCUGAUGAAUCUACUCCGCUUGCGCAGGUACAUGAAGAAGAAGAGGAGGUUGCUGAAGAAGUAGAGAUAGAGCCGAACCCAGCCGUGCAGACACCGGUCGUUCCAUCAAAACAGGCUGAAAAACCUGAAGUAAAGCCGGACCAGCCCAAAGUCUCAUUUCCUCAGAGAUUGGUGAAACAUAAACUAAAGCAGCAAAUGGAUAAAUUUGUGAGUCACCUCAGUAAAUUGCAUAUUAACAUUCCAUUUUUAGAUGCAAUUGUGCAAAUGCCAGGUUAUGCAAAGUGUUUGAGGCAAAUCUUGAUGAAUAAGAAAAAUCUGGCGGGGGUGACGACUACAGUGCUUGAGGAUGUUUGUUCAGCAGCAGUGACAGGUAAGUUGCCCGAAAAAUGCGGGGAUCCAGGUAGUUUUACCAUACCUUGUAAGAUUGGUAAUUUAUCUGUGAAAAGAGCCUUAAACGAUUCAGGAGCAAGUAUUAAUCUAAUGCCUUCAUCGAUUUAUUCUAAACUGAAUUUAGGAGAACCGAAAUCGAUUAAAAUGAAAAUCCAUUUGGCCGAUAAAUCUGAAAUUAGACCAAUGGGAAUUCUAGAAGAUGUGUUAGUUAAGGUGGGCGGUUUGGUUUUUCCUGUCGAUUUUGUGAUUAUUGAAGCAGAUGAAGCAUUAGAUGUGCCUCUUAUCUUAGGGAGACCAUUCCUUGCCACGACUAAUGCUAAACUUGAGGUCGGUCGUGGAAAACUUACUUUGAGAGCAGGAAAUGAGUCGGUGACAUUUACAAACACCUAUUCUGUAUCUUUUCCUAAUGUUGCUAACUCAGUUGAAACUGCUUGUGUUAGUUCUUUGGAUUCGCAGGUUGAUGAAUGGUUAGAUAAGAAGCUUGAAAAGGAGGGUGAGUUGAAGAAGGCAGCAGUGCCAGUUUAG